ACAGUCAGCACAGAGCCUGAUGUGGGGCUCCAUCCCACGAACUCUGAGAUCAUGACCUGAGCUGAAGUCGGACGCUUAACUGAGCCACCCAGGCGCCCCUCAAUUAAUUUCCUCUAAAAAAACUUUUGGAGGCAGCCCCUGGAGUCUAGUUUUCUGAACGGUACCCAUCAGGUGGAUGUGUACUGAAUUGCUUUUUUGCAAAUGCUCUCCAGAACUAACGCUCAGUACUAACGCUAUUUUUGAGCUUUGCAUGGAUUUCAUUAUUUGAAUAUUGCUAUAACGCUGUGAGGUAGGUGCUAUUUCUUCCUUCUGUUUUACAGAUGAGGAAGCUGAAGUCCAAAGGGGUUAAGUAACCUGAUCAAGCAAAAAUGCGUAGGAAGGCAGAGAUUAGGAUUAGAAGUCAGGCAUCUGACUACAGAGCCCUACUGCAUUCUGUUUGCUUCUUAUGGUAUGUCCCAUUGAAUUGUAACUGAUCUUUUCUGCCUCCUCACUGGUCUGUAUACUCCCUGAGGGGAGGGCCUUGGUAUUAUCCAUAUCUAUACCCACAGAUGUGCCUCCUUCUCCUACACCCCAUCUUGUUAGUCUCCCCAUUGGCUGACUUGGUUCCGUGAAGGAAGGCUGUGUUGGCAACGUCAGCUGACCUCACACUGGUGGCUCCAAGUCAGAACGCAAACAUUCUGUAGAGAGCAGAGUUUCUUAGUUUCUCAGAGAAAUAUAGGGCAGAAACUGCACUAUAGCUAAAUAUUUCCUUUUCUCCAUGUGAUAAAAGACUAACAGUUUUGGAGUGAUGGACAAGGUUCAGAGUUCUUUCACCUUUCUAGUUUUGUUUUUAAUGGAAUGGCCACCUUUAUGCUUGCCUUAUGAAGGCUACAAUCAGUCACAAACACCCACAAAUAUCACUAAGCAGGAAAGUGUUUCCUCAAGACUCAGAGCUCUGAAACCUCCUAUGCCCACGCAAUUACCAGGCAACAAUGGUAAUGGGAAGGGUGAUACACAUAACCCUAUAAAGACUAAUGGGAGUCUAACAACCUAUGCAGCACCCCUGAAUGCUGAUACCUGGAAUGCAGCACUGAUUGCACGUAGACCUGCUCUUGUUCAAGUAAUUGUGAUUGCGUGUAUAGCCUUCAGCAUUGCUCUGAUAUGUGGAAUCAGUAUUUCCUAUGUGAUAUAUCGGCUGGUCCAGGCUGAGGAAAGACAGCAACUUGCCUGGCUUUAUAACAAUGUCAGGAUACCAUUGCUGGGAGACAAGGACGAGGGCUCUGAGGAUGAGAGCCAGGAUGAGUCCACCUACCUACUUCCAGAGAACGAGAAGGAGCUGGAAAAGUUCAUUCACUCAGUUAUUAGAUCCAAAAGAAGAAAACACAUGGAAAACAGACUGAAUAAAGAACAGUCGUUAUCAAGGGAAACAAGUCUAGAUAAUUCUAUGCACAGUGUGAGCCUGGAGAAUCUGUGAGAGCAAAGGAAAAAGACGCAGUAUGCGCUAGCCAGCGUGGAGCCCACGGCUGCAGGGACAACCCACGAUGGGGGACCUGAGUAUGACUUACUCCUGGAGAGUUCUGUUCGGAGCACUCUAGAGAAGCCAACUGGAAGUAUUUAAGAGAAAAUAAAUCCAUACGCUCAACAA
Messenger RNA from Neofelis nebulosa (Clouded leopard), 1624 nucleotides. It is a transcript of the gene C17H19orf18, whose product is annotated as chromosome 17 C19orf18 homolog. Bases 788 to 1453 code for a protein of 221 amino acids. Lineage: Eukaryota; Metazoa; Chordata; Mammalia; Carnivora; Felidae. The transcript is spliced from 7 exons. The record is from RefSeq and is a predicted model, not a curated record.